Molecule: messenger RNA, 821 nt
Organism: Chenopodium quinoa (quinoa)
Lineage: Eukaryota; Viridiplantae; Streptophyta; Magnoliopsida; Caryophyllales; Amaranthaceae
Exons: 3
Coding region: 93-428 (111 amino acids)
Cellular component (GO): mitochondrion; respiratory chain complex IV
Source: RefSeq, a predicted model, not a curated record
GUUAUUAUUGUAGAGAGGUGCUAUUGUUAUCCAGUUGAUGCAGCCCACCUUGGGGAAUAAGAAAGUGGAGAGAAAAUCGGGAAUCAAAAAUCAUGUCUGCGGAAAAGUCUGAUAAAGUCCAUAGCGAUGUGCUAGCCAGUGCGAGACAAGCUUGCUACAAGGCACGGGAUGAAUUCUACGCUUGUUUGGAGAGAGAAUCUGGCAAGGUUGCCUCCGAAUGUGCUUCCGUGGGCCUUCUCUAUCCUGCAGAAUGCAAGAAGUUUAGGGCUAAUUUCGAGAACAGUUGCCGCCUUGCUUGGGUGAAGCACUUCGACAGGCUACACUGCGGGAAGAAGAGGACUCAAAGAUUAUUGGAUGAUAAUGAGCUCAGGAGAGGUCCGUUAACUCUUCCACAACAACCUUUCACCUACAAGCCACCCGCUAAUUAGAUUUUAUUUGUUUAAUUGCUUUCUGCCAAUAUAUUCAACUACACUAGCUUAUUAGGAUGGCUUCCAUCUAUUUUGGCAGACAUGUGAAAAGCCAUUGCCAACUGGGAACAUGCCGCUCAAUUCCCCUGUUCAUCAUAUCUUUUUUUGUGUUUUUCUUCCCUUACUUCAACUAUUUCUUCUCUUUCCCUCCUUGUGUUAAAUGAUGUACUUUUGGUGCUUUUUGUUACCAAAUAAACUUUGGAUAUCUCCUUAAACACUUUGAAUUUUUAGGAUUGUGAUUGUUUUGUUUUGUUUUUUUUUUUCCUUGUUAUGUACAACUACACAAGGAAUUGUCUCUGUUGACUUGUCCAUUAUGGGAUGUGGGUUUAUUGCAUUUUGAAGGGUGCUUUUUAA